Molecule: messenger RNA, 1602 nt
Organism: Chara braunii
Lineage: Eukaryota; Viridiplantae; Streptophyta; Charophyceae; Charales; Characeae
Source: the annotation of a GenBank genome assembly
UGGCCCCUCUCCGGUCUCGCAUGAAGGUGUGGGGCUGUCUCCCCCUGUGAAUGUGACAUCCAUCCAUCAUCAUUCGCAUGUCACACCUGCCCCGUCGUCCCUACCUGGGCAGCCCGUUGGCGGGUUCAUGUUCAAUGUGGGGACAGGAGAUGAGAAUGGCCUCAGAGAGCAGCUGUGGCGGCGGGCAAUGGCCAUGGCUGGACUCUUCGUCGUGUUCGAUGUUCAGCAUGGACAGAUCCAGCUCAACGGGUUCGUUGUGUCUCCUACACCCUCUUCACAUGACAUCGGCAAUCACGAUGCUCCUCCAUGCUUGUCACCUGUGACACCUACGUCAGGCGGCCAGACUGUGUCACUCUCUCACGAAAUUGGAUGUACCACUCCUCCGCCUCAUAUGGGCGUUAUGGACCGUCCAGAGGGCCAACCACGGUGUUCCAAUUCUGGCAGCAGCAGUGGGGGGGCUCAGGGAGUGGAGCAGGAACCUGAUAGUGAGUACAUCAUCAAUCGAUUAAUUCGAGACGUCGAAGGCGGUACAUUUCCAGGGAGCAAUUUUGGUGUGGAUGCCGGUGACAGGCAACAGCGACCUCCGCCCACCCCGCCUGCAGGGGCAUCUCCCUGUGAAGGUGACAAUCUCGGCCGUGCUUCUGGCAGUCCGAAUCCCAUUGCAGAUAAGUCUGGUACCCAGCGCAUUCCCUCGCCUGCCGCGAAAAGAGGUGGGGCACAAACACAAGCGAGAGGCGGAUCUUCUAGAGGAAGCCCAUCGCCGGCGGAGAAGAACUUGGAGCGGUGGGGUGAGGAGGAGACAGCGGUCCUUUGUAGGAUUCGCAAUGAGGUUAAACAGCUGAUGGGUGAUGAGACGGAGGCGUUUGGGAGGGCUCGUAUAAAGGCCGGGUUUUGGAAGAUGGUUGCGCAGUGCAUGAACGAGAAAGGACUGAUUCGAACUCACGAUCAAUGCAAGAACAAGUUCAAUCAGGUUGACUUCUACAGGAGAUUGAACUUCAAAGGAGCAGCGAGAGGUGACGGGCAUGACGCCACCUACGGCGGUGAUGAAGACCCUGGCGGGAUUGACGGGAGAGCUUCGCAAUCUGAUGGAACACGGUCGACUCCUUUUGACACCACUGUAGGCAAACGCAAGAGAGCUGCCACCAAUGCCCGCGAUUCCAGCUUGGGGGCUAUCACCGGGGCAAUGAGGGACCACACUGUGGCGUUGACACGUUCAGAUCGUGAGUGCAUGAAGAUGCGCUGUGAUGCGACCCCUGACGUCGCACGACAGCAGGAAGUCCAAAGAGAAACUAUGCAGCAGGACAUUGCCUCCCGUGAACGUGUUGUGAAUAUAAUGGGGGACAGGGUUGAGAAGGUUUACAUGGCCAUAGCCGAUGCCAUUUGCAGUCUCCGUGGUCCGGACAGAAGGCCGCGUGAUGGGGCCAGCCAUUUGAACGUUCCCGAUUAGUACAAUUAUCGGUCGUGUAUUUUUAACGAUGUUAGAGUACCACAACAACGGGAUAGCUUUUUUUGUGCAUGCGACCAGUUGGGGAGGUGUACUAUGGUCGUGGUUCGAUGCCAGAUGGGCAUCAUGUUGAACAUCUCAUUAAUGUACACUAGCUA